UCUAAUCAGACAGGAAUGCGUAAAUAAACAUACUCAUCAGAGCCCAGAGCUAGGCGCCAAAACACUGGGAGAAGGGGAAAGGAGGGGCUGGGCUUCUCAGCCGAAGGAAAAAGUGGACAGAGAAAUGGCAGAGCUGAGAGGAGCGAUCGGCAGAUGGCCCUUCUUCAAACCAAUAAGGAUCUCAUUGCUACAGGAAUAAAGGAAUUUAACAUUCUGCUAAAUCAGCAGGUCUUCUCGGAUCCUGCUGUCCCUGAAGAAGCCAUGGUGACUGUGGUGAACGACUGGGUGAACUUCUACAUCAACUAUUACAGGCAGCAGAUGGUGGGGGAGCAGCAAGAGCAGGACAAGGCUGUGCAGGAACUUCGGCAAGAGCUGGAUACUCUGUCUGCCUCUUUCCUGGACAAAUACAGGAACUUCCUGAAGUCCCUGGGAGCACCCGAUCACAGGCUGCCUUCCUCCUAGCCGGGAGACCCAGGCUUGUCUGAGACCCUUAAAUGCUGCCUCUGUGUUCUUCAAGGCCUCAGGCUCUGCUCCUUCAUGGUGUUACUGCACCCUGACACCUCAAUAAAGACCAGUACUU
Messenger RNA from Balaenoptera acutorostrata (minke whale), 580 nucleotides. It is a transcript of the gene AHSP, whose product is annotated as alpha hemoglobin stabilizing protein. The transcript has 3 exons. The record is from RefSeq and is a predicted model, not a curated record. The coding region runs from base 154 to 462 and encodes 102 amino acids. Gene Ontology annotation, molecular function: hemoglobin binding. Gene Ontology annotation, cellular component: cytoplasm. NCBI's taxonomy places the organism in Eukaryota, Metazoa, Chordata, Mammalia, Artiodactyla, Balaenopteridae. Gene Ontology annotation, biological process: protein folding; erythrocyte differentiation; protein stabilization.